AAAUAACAAUAUUCGAAACAAAUGAGAAACUCAAUUCUUUUGUUUGCUGCUACCAUGUGCAUCAUGAUGUUUGCAUGUAUUGUCCAUGGAGCCUCACUUGACACAGCCUUGUACAAGACUAAAGUCAUUCUUCCAAAAACAGUUUCAUUCACAUUUACAAGUGGUGGUGAUUUAAUUUGUCCUGUAAAUCCAAAUGCCAUUGUAAAGAUCAAUGCUGCUGGUGAAAAGUUUAGAAUUGCUGGUAAUGGUUUACCUCUUUCACAACCUUAUUUCUCUGGUGAAGAUAUUCCUGCUGCUUUGGCUCAAAUGUUUGAUGUUCAAUCUGCUGUUGUUACUUCAAAGGGUGAAUUGAUCAUUGCUGAUACAAGAAAUAGAAGAAUUCGUAAAGUAGAUACAAGAGGUAUCAUUUCAACAAUUGCAGGUGCUGAAACAGGUGUUAGAUCAAGUCAAAUUGUUGAUGGUAAACGUGCCUUUGGAUCACCACUUCCAUGCAUUGUUCAAGUUCAUUCAGUUGGUCAAGAAAUUUACUUCUCAACUGAUCCAUGCACUUCAACUUCUUAUUAUCCAACUGAUAUUUUCAAAAUUACAGCUGAUGGUUUAAUUUAUCAUGUUGCUGGUGAUAAGGAAGGAACUAUUUCAUCAAAGGAUAGAAAGGCAUCUGGUACUAAAUUAGCAGCAUUCCAACAAUUUACCAUUACUAAAGAUGGAAAGGAAUUGUACAUUGCUGAAACUAGUGCUAAUCGUAUUAGAAAAGUUGAUUUGAAAACUGGUGAAAUUUCAACUGUUAUUGGUACUGGAAGUUCAGGUUUUUCUGGUGAUAAAUUACCAGCUAUUCAAGCUCUGGUAAACGUUCCAAGUGGUAUCGCCAUUGAUAGUUAUACUAAUGAUAUUUAUAUUUCUGAUUCCUAUAAUAAUAGAAUUAGAAAGGUUGAUAGUAAGAGUGGUAUUAUUACAACUGUUGCUGGUGUUGAUAAUGUAGUUCAUGAUAAAAUGAAAGGUGAAGGUUUUAGUCAAGAUGGUGGUUAUGCUGCUUUGGCUAGAUUGGAUUUUCCAACUUAUUUGGAAUUUGCUCCAAAUGGUGAUUUAUAUUUCAUUGAAAAGACUGGUUAUGGUAAACUUUCAAGAUGUCCAAAGGGUUCAGUUCCAAAUACUAAAACUGGUAAAUGCACAAUUGUUCAAAAGAAUCCAUUUGAAGAAGCUGCUGAUCAAGAAUUGAAUUUGAAUGAAUUUAUUGAUAGAAUUGUUGAAAAAAAGUCAUUCAAUGGAAAGCUUAUCAAAUCAAUUAGAAAGGCUCUUAAAAAUUUGAGAGAUUUGGAAUAACUCAGUUAUCAUCAACAUUUGCUUUCUUUUUAAAUAAACAAUGCAGAUGAUUAUUCC
Naegleria gruberi is the source of this 1377-nucleotide messenger RNA. Its product is annotated as NHL repeat domain-containing protein. Lineage: Eukaryota; Heterolobosea; Eutetramitea; Acrasida; Naegleriidae. The record is from RefSeq and is a predicted model, not a curated record. The coding region runs from base 22 to 1320 and encodes 432 amino acids. Gene Ontology annotation, molecular function: protein binding. The transcript has 3 exons.